This is a messenger RNA of Onychostoma macrolepis, 2905 nucleotides long. RefSeq names its product ribosomal RNA processing 1 (gene rrp1). Gene Ontology annotation, cellular component: preribosome, large subunit precursor; nucleus; preribosome, small subunit precursor. The transcript is spliced from 16 exons. The record is from RefSeq and is a predicted model, not a curated record. Bases 135 to 2447 code for a protein of 770 amino acids. Lineage: Eukaryota; Metazoa; Chordata; Actinopteri; Cypriniformes; Cyprinidae. Gene Ontology annotation, biological process: rRNA processing.
GAGGCUUUAGACGAGCUCUUCUGAAACGCGUGGUGGCGCUCGUGCGUGACGUCAUCAGCGUGAGCCGGCGAGAGUAGCUGCGCGUGUCGGCGUUUACGCGUGUGAGGACGAGCAGCACGUGAAGACCGGCAGCAAUGGCACCGACACAAGAAGCAGAAAUCGUCUUCGCUCAGAAACUCGCGUCCAACGAGAAGCCCGUGAGGAGCAAAGCCCUGGUGAAGCUGAGGAAGUACAUCAGCGCGCGCUCGGAGAGACCCGAAGGAUUCAGAGAAGAAGAGCUGCUGAAGAUCUGGAAGGGUCUGUUCUACUGCAUGUGGAUGCAGGACAAGCCGCUGCUGCAGGAGGAACUGUCCACAAAGAUCUGCAGGCUGCUCCACAGCUUCCGGACGCUCGACAGCCAGUUCCUGUAUUUUAAGACGUUUCUUCAGACCAUGAAGAGAGAGUGGAACGGCAUCGACAGACUGCGAAUGGACAAAUUCUACCAGCUCGUGCGCUUCGUGUUCAGAGAAGUGUUUGAGAUGCUGAAGAGGCAGAAAUGGGAGUCCAGUGUGGUGAGUGAGUUUCUCCAGCUCUUCUCGUCUCAGCUCCUGCAGAGCUCCAGCGCGGCUCCGGCUGGGUUCGUCCUCCACGUUCUCUAUCUCUAUAUGACUGAACUGGCUCUCGUCGGCUCAGCUGAGCUGUCAGCAGAGCAGAACCAGACCUUCAUUGAGCCUUUCUUCAAGACUAUGGCCAAAACCAAAGAUCGGGUCCUGCUGAAGGCCAUCGGCAGCAAUAUCUUUAACAGCAUCGUUGAUCAGGUUCCUUUCGCCAUCGAGGAUCUGCAGAGAGAGAUUCGUCAGAACGCAGAACUGGACUCGAGCGAAGAGUCUGAAGACGAGCAGGACACCGAAGAGAUGAAGACUGAAUCCCUCUCUAAAAACUCCCUGAAAACUCAAGGUUGUGAGGAGGACGCUGAUGAAGAUGAGGCUUUGCUCUCAGAAGACAUGGACGCUAACGAUGACGACACGUGCGGACCUGUUCUUCAGUUCGAUUAUGCUGCAAUCGCUGACCGUCUUUUUGAGGUGGCCAGUCACUCGAAUAUACAGAGCUUCAACAGAUCCAAGAUUUACAAGUUUGUGAAAAUUUUCCGAGACCUGAGUGAAGGUGUGUUCCCUCAGGAUGAAGUGGAGAAGGUGUCCGCUGAUGAAGACGAUGAGGAUGAUAACCGCAGAAGGAAGAGACGGAGAAAGAAACAAAAGAAUAAAGAGAAGAAAGAUGAAGAGUCACUGAAUAAAUCCAAUGGUCAGUCGGAGCCGGCGGCUGCGGCAGAUGACACGGACAUAUCAAAGAACACCAAACAAAAGAAGAAAAAGAGAAAGAACAGCGGUUUAAAGAGUGCUGAGCCCUCAGAGGAGACUCUGCUGGACGCUGGUGUAACCGAAGAGAAGCGGGAGUCUGAUGCUGAAUCAUCACGGUGUGACAGUGAAGACCAGCACAGUUCAUGCUCCGAGCCUGCUGUUACACGGCUGAAGAAGCAGCGGAGGAAGAGGACGGCUUCGAGGAAGACCUGUGAAGACGCAGAUGACUGCUCAGAGAUGGAAAUCAGCGUGACAUCAGCAGAGAUCGUGACGCUGAAGAAGAGGAAAAAACUGAAGAGAAAAGCAAAAGGAGCAGAAUGUGAAGUCGCUUGUUUACCAGCCUCGGCCGUCGCUCCUGUAGAUGAGUCAACAGCCUCCGCAUCACAGAAGAACACCGCCUCUGACUCCUCUGAAGCCCCUCGAAAAACACCAGUGAAGAAGAAGAAACGGAAGAACGUCGUUUCAGAUUUACAGGAGACACAAGACACCUCUGACUCCUCUAAAGCCCCUCGAAAAACACCAGUGAAGAAGAAGAAACGGAAGAACGCCGCCUCAGACGCUCCGCAGCCAGUGACCAAUGGAGAAGCUCAUCAGGAGGAGACGGUCCACACCGAAGACUCGCAGCAGCCUGCUGGACGACUGAGAACCAAGAAGAGCAAGCCGAGGUCAGCCGCUGUCCAGCUCAAACCAGCGAGGAAGAGGAGGGUGAACGGACACGCCGACCAGACCAGCGUCAAGAGACCCAAGAUCAGCAGCGAAGCUAAAGAGCCUUCACUUCCAGCCACUAAAGAGAUGCAGGCGAAAGGGUUUGUCCUCAGACAGAAGAAAGCUCCCAAACCCAUGUUCUGUAAAGCUGCGGGAUACAGCUCACGCGCGGCCGGGGAGAAGGUUUUGCAAGCUUCAAAAUCUGAAAUGAAGAAAGUUACAUUUGGCCUCAAGAAUAAUAAAACAAUGGAGUUCAGAAAGAUGGACCAAAGCUCGCUGCUGAGUCCGGCCAGACAGUCCCGCGUGCCCUUUGACCCCAAGAGGACGCCAAAGUCCGGGGUGUUGAAGUCGCCCACGUCAUCGCCUGCCGUCACCAAGAGAGCCAUGGCAGCAGAUUUCUUUUAAAAUAAAGCUUCACAUGUUGUUUGUGAAAUUUAGUCUAUUGCAAUGGCUUUUGAAAACAAUGGACAGGAUAAGGAAUGCAUAAAAAUAUAUUUUAUAUUCGCUUUUGAAGUGUUCUUAUGCUUUACUUUACAGAUGUGUAAAAUGAGAGUUGCAAUAUUUUAAGGUGGCUUUUUUAAAGAAUAUUUGGAUCGUUUGAGAAUUUCAGAAAGCUGUUUACAAGGUUAACGAGUUAAAGCGGCAGAAGAAAAGAAUGAAGUACGGUUAGUUUCUACAGCGUUCGUACUGCGGUCGUGUAGUCCAGGCCUGGACCGCUCUGGUCCUGCGGAGAUCUGAUCCAGGUUCAUAGCAAUCCUGAGGCCACUGGUUGCACUGUGUUCGAGUACAGAGCUAAACUGAUGUGUUUAUCAAUACUCUCAUCCAGUGUAAGUGAAUAAAACCGUUUUUGUUUUCUUAUUCAA